AUGCCCAUGACUGAUGACACCACCAACUCAAGUGCUGCUCGCACCGCCCGGGAAGACUAUGGAGCAAGAAAUUGUACAAUGGGUAUAUUUACUAAGCCUGAUCGCGUUCAAUAUGAAGAAGCUGGAGGGCGCAUCGCCAAAGCUACCCCUUGA
Coccidioides immitis RS is the source of this 153-nucleotide messenger RNA. RefSeq lists its product as uncharacterized. Lineage: Eukaryota; Fungi; Ascomycota; Eurotiomycetes; Onygenales; Onygenaceae. The record is from RefSeq and is a predicted model, not a curated record. The transcript has 2 exons. Bases 1 to 153 code for a protein of 50 amino acids.